GUUUGAGCUUUUCUUUUGGACUAAAAGAUGCUCGCUGACUUUACUUCAGUCAUUCAAGGUGGAGAAGACGUGAAGAAAGACGAAGAAGAAGACUUGCUGUUAAACGAAAAGGCAUCUGUACCAACUGGAUUAUUAGCAAUACGGGUGUUUGGGUGUUCAAAUCUCUACCUGGACAAGCAGAUAAUUCCAGAUCAUUAUGGACUGUAUGUAAAUAUCUCUGUUGGAGUCUCCUCUAAAAUUACAUCUGUCAAGUCUUGUUACAAAAAAGGAAAAGUCAUUUGGGAUGAAAUCAAGAACUUUUCUAUUCCUGUGUCUAACAAAAUAAGCAGUGGACUGAACAACGUCUGUAUAGCUGUUAUAGGGUUUGAUAAACAACAGGUCAGACCUAAAUACAGAGUGCUGGGAAAAAUUGAUUUUCACUUGCACAAGAUGGUGAAGAAACUAUGGUCAAUAGAUACUUUUGAAUUGCAAAACAAGAAAAAGAGGUAUGCUGGUGAUAUAAGCAUAGAAUUUGCUUUUGUCUAUGGAACUUUUGGAUAUGGAUUAUCAAGUCAGAUAGAGAAUAUUCACUCACCAAAAGAAAUGGUUAAUCAAAGUGCAUUUCCUAGACUAGAGCCACCAGAUACCACACUGAAUGUUUUAGGAGUGUCAUGCAUACCCAGAAAAGUAACGCAUCCAAAAUUCAUUCCAUUUGCCACCAAAGUCUUGGAUUUGGAACCUGACAUCAGUCCAACCUAUGGAAUGAGAGUUUUCCCUCAAGAUAUUUUCAAGACACGUCACACAUUGAACCAAAAGAUGACCAGACUGAAACAAAAUUGUGCAGAAUACUCUUUACUGAGCAACAGAGUAAAAAGAAUCAGCUACCUCAAGAAGAUGAUGUCAGAAAAGGAAACAAAACACAGUACAUUGAAUCAGAUUUUCGAACAGGAAAGCGACUCUGAUUCCAGUGAAGAAAGGUCCAACAUUGGUGCAGAAACAACUGUAGGUUUGUCAGGAGCUCUAGCAAAGACGGCUAACAUGGCAUUCCUAGCUGGAGCACCAGGUGUAAUGCAGCGACGCAAUGUACGGCCAAGUGUUGUACCAUCAGAUACUGACCUUGCUAGUGAGACAAACCAACAAUGGAUACUCUAACCGUUGAGACUGGAGGUUUACGUGGAUUAUUGGACCGUGUUCUGUCUUUCAGUAAGCGCUCACAAACGAAACUUCAAACUCAGAGUGCCGAGGAAGACACUCAGGAUACACAAGAGGUUGAGGUACCCGAGGUUGCAGUUUUAGUAGACUCUCAUGGCCGAAGAAGGGGGAUGCAAACAGAAAACAUACAAGGCUUA
Molecule: messenger RNA, 1328 nt
Organism: Actinia tenebrosa (Australian red waratah sea anemone)
Lineage: Eukaryota; Metazoa; Cnidaria; Anthozoa; Actiniaria; Actiniidae
Product: cation channel sperm-associated targeting subunit tau-like
Source: RefSeq, a predicted model, not a curated record